UCUCUGUCUCUGUAUCUCUCUCCUCGGUCUCUCUCCUCCCCUCUCCCCAUCUUCCUACCCCUCCAUCUCCCCCAAGCCCACCCCCAUCCCCAACAUGGGAUUCACUGACCUCUCCUCGGCGAUGCACAGAGUCGGCCUCGACAAGAAGGAGCCCAAGAAGGACGGCGACCGCGGCCUUGGCUCCAAGCUUAUGGAGGCCGGCAUGAAGUAUGCAUCCGGCAAGCCGGGCCAGCAGGGCCAGAGCCACGGCCAGAGCCACAACCAAGGUUAUACUUCUGGUGGCUCAGCGGACGCGUACUACAACCCCAAUGCACAGGGGUCGCAUGGUUCCUACGGCGGUGGGGGCGGUGGUGGCUCGUAUGCCGGCGGCGGCGGGCAGCAGAAUUAUGGUGGCGGCGCGUACGGCCAGCAGCAGGGACAGUAUGGCGGACAGCAGCAGUAUGGCGGCCCUCAGCAGCAGCAGUAUGGUGGCCAACCCCAGCACGGCGGACAGCAGCAGUACGGCGGUCCCCAGCAGCAGUACGGCGGGCCCCAGCAGUACGGCGGCUCCCAGCAGGGUGGCGGGCAGUACGGCCAAGGUGGCCAGUACGGCGCUCCGCAGCAGCACGGCCAGUACGGUGGCGGCGGCGGAAGCGGUGGCUACAACGCCCAAUCGGGCCAGUACUCGAGCCAACAGGGCGGCCACCAGACCCAGGCCCAGGCGGGCGGUCUUGGUGCCGUGGGAGGGCUGAUCGGCAGCGCUCUCGGCUCGAAGCCCUCCAAGCCUGGACAGCAGCAGGGCGCUCAUUCCUCGGGCGGUCUUGCUUCUGGUCUCGGCGCACUUGCUUCUUUUGCCGGCGGAUCUAAGCCGCACGGACAGCACCAGCACCAGCAGCAGCAGCACCAACAGUCCCAGCAGCACUCGUCGGGCGGCGGCCUUGGCGGUCUGGCAGCCAUGGCGGGGCCCGCUCUCGCCGCAUACGCCGGCAAGCCCUCGAAGCCGUCGGGCGGACACGGCCAUAGCAGUGGCGGUGGUCUUCUCUCCAUGGCCGCGGGCAUGGCGGGUGGGUCUCACGGUUCGCACGGCUCGGGCCACAGCAAGCCCAGCGGCCUGAUGGGGCUGGCUGGCGGCAGCAGCAGCAGCGGGCACAGCAGCAGCGGCGGCAAGCUCGGAGCUCUGGCCGGCCUUGCUGGCGCCGUGGGUGGUGGAAAGCACAGCAGCGGGGGUGGCGGUAAGCUCGGUGCGCUCGCUGGGCUGGCAGGUGCUGCGGGCGCCAUGAGCGGCAAGCGUGACGUUGGCGAGAAGCAGCAUGACCAGCACGGCCAGCACGACCACCACGCCCAGUCGUAUGGCGCACAGGACCACGGCUACGGUCAGCAGCAGUACCAGACCCAGCCGGGCGGGCACGGAGACGGUGCGGCCGCGAGCUACUACUCGCAGGCGUCGAGCCGUCCUUGAUAGCGUGCGACGAGUGGCCGAGCGCGCAGGGGCAGAGGAAGCAUACAUGGCUGGGUUCUUGAGGAUCUGUAGAUAUUAGAGAGAUACAUACGCAAUACACGAGUACGUGAAAGGUGAAGGGCUUGCACAGCUGGCUAGCACGACUCGUCGUCGCGG
This is a messenger RNA of Cutaneotrichosporon oleaginosum, 1594 nucleotides long. RefSeq lists its product as uncharacterized. NCBI's taxonomy places the organism in Eukaryota, Fungi, Basidiomycota, Tremellomycetes, Trichosporonales, Trichosporonaceae. The record is from RefSeq and is a predicted model, not a curated record.